AAAUAGAAAGUGAAACAUCAUCCAUCUAUCGUAAUCAUCAGAGUCGUCACCACCAUCAUAGUCAUCACUAUCAUUCUUCUUAUCGUCGUCGUCGCCGUUGUAGUCAGCAUCAUCACCAUAAUCAUCCUCAUUUAAUCUACUUCCACAUCAAUAACAGCCAUAAGUCUAACGAUCAAAAAAUAAUAUUUCAACUGAUUGUGCCAAGAGAAAUUACAAUGAAUUAGUAUUAAUCCCAUUACCACAGAAGCACCAACACAACAACGGCGACGACUACCACUACCACUACCACUUCGACCACCAUUGCGAUCAACGCCGCCACUUUCAUUAAUAAUACUACUACCGAAACUGCCCAACGCCACAUCUCGUUAUCAUCACUAUCACAACUGGUAGUGCAACUACCAAAACUACUAUAGAGCCCAGUACAAUCAACGUUAAUAAUUAACAUUAAAAACUAAUUAUACUACGGGCAUAUUUUAUUUAGAAAUAUGAAAUUAAAGUAGUGUUCUUCAUAAUUUGUAUACUGAAUUAAACAUUAAAUCAUCGUUAACCACAAUACUGGAGUUAUAUUAUAAUCCGGAAUAUACCAAUUUUUACACUUUAAAACAAAAUUAUUUUUCUCUGCAACUGUAAUAAUAGUUUUGCACUGUUUGGAAAACAUUAUUCUUCAAAGCCUGGAAAGGUUAUUGUGAUCUGUUGCUGUUUGGGAAAAGUGUAGUUUUGAAACAGUUCGUAACAGAUUCUCAGACAGUACCAUUUUUCACAAUUGGUGAAUCUCUACGCCGUUUAGGAAACUACUAUGCAAAAUUAUACAGCUUAACAAAUGUAUUCAUUACUUUUCACAAGUGCUUAAUGAACCACAGUUUGACAGAGUUGAUGUAAGUCCUAUUAUUUUUCCAUCUAAUUUUGAGAUCGGCAAUGAUUUUAUUAUUCCCCUAAAUAUAUAAAUUGCAGACAGAUAGUUAAAAAAAAGAAGAAAAGACGAAAAAAAGUAUGAAAAUUAUUGCAAAAUAAAAUAUAACUUUAUUCGUGAUAAUAGAAACGACUAUAUCGAUAAAGACGUUUAUUUUGUUCCUCCUCAUCGAAUUCAGAGAACCAAAAUUAGGUUGUAGGCUGAAAACACAAACGCUGAUUAACAGCAGCAACAGCAAGAAUAUCAACAACGAUUAUAAAAAAGCAAUAAUUAUAGUCAUGUCUAAAUGAAAAUUAUAUCAAUGUUAGAUAAAAUAAACUAACUGUAAAAUAAUAAUCAUUACAUGAGAUAAAAUGAUGAAAUGUCCUCCCCAGCAUUUAUUAACUUCGAAGGGUAUAGUUUAUAAAUGUUAAUGAAACAACAACAACGUAUAUAAUGCUAAUAAAGAGAUACUAUUUGCAUAUAUUACUACACACAUAAAGUAAAUACAUCAGAUAUACAUACAGCCAAGCUUCUGUAUAUGCACACACACAUACACACACAAGCGCACACACAGACACAUAUGCAAAAACACACAUUUACACUACAUUGGGUUUAAUAUACACACAAGCAUACAUCCCCCACACAUAUAAACAACACUGGGUUUGAUACAUAUACACACAUGAAUGUAUGCACAUGCAUUUUAGAUAAUGCUAAAUAAAUUUGUCGACAUCCAACGCUACUACACUUUAGAAUUUUUUGUAUAGUCGUACACAUGUAUGUUGUAAUUAAAGUACGUUAGUGGAGUUUAUUUUAUUUGACAUUUUGGGAUACAUGUUUUAAAUUUAUCAUUUAAGUACUAAUAGUUUUUCUUUCGAAUUAAUAAUAAUAGCAACAAAACAACAAUAAUAAUAAUAAUAAUAGCAACAAAACAAUAAUAAUAAGAUGAAUAAGGUUUAGAAUAAGAAAUAUUUUUAUAUCUAUAGUAAUUAUUAUUUGCUUAUUAUUAAGUUAGUAGUAAUAUAUAUUAAGUUUAUUGAAAGAAGUUAUUUAUCCGAGCACCUCUUUCAGGGUCGGGAUAGUGAGUUUCUGAAAUGUGUUACCAGAAAUACAUACAAGACUGUAUACAAGCACAAAUACUUUCUUUGAUAGAUAGAUGGAUAGAUAGAUAGACCGUAGAAAGAUAGAUAAAUAGACAGUCCAUCUAUACAAACAUAUAGACUAAUAUAUACAUACAUACACUCGUUUACCACACACAAUUACAAGCGACUUCGUGUUAAUUCUGUAAAAUUUCUAGAUUAAAGUUAUAAAAGCAAGAGAACCGAUUAAGAAACAGGUAUUCGAAUUAAUAAAGACAAGGCUACUCUACAGACAUCCAUACAUUCUUACUGACAGUUAGGUAAAGAUCUACACACACAGAUAUAAAUUAUGGAAUAGAUGAAAAGUUAGCUCUUUUCUUUCGUUAGAAUAGGUAAAUAAUUAUACACUCGCUCAUACAUACAUAAGAGCAUACACACAAACAAAACCGCACACCUAGUCACGCAUACAUACAAACACUCGUAUACCCACUUGCACAUAUAUUUGCAUGCGUGUAUAUAUAUGUAUAUGCACAUACGUAUAUAAGCAUUUAUACACAUAAAUUAAAACAAACACACAAGAAAAGGGCAAUAUUGUAAGAACGCAUACAUACAGACGCACAAAAAAAUUACACCCACGCAGAAAAGACAUAAGUAUUCAAAAUUAGAUCAAAAAUAUCAUGCCCAUUCUGUUAACCUCACCAUGUUUAAGUAUAUUAAAAAAUAUAUACACAUUACGCACACACACAUGUACAUAUAUAAAUACAUAGGAACACUCAUAUAUUUGUACAUACUUAUUAUCAUAUAUCCGUAUACAUUUAUAAACGCAUGCUCUGUAUAACAUAUCACCUAUGAAACAUUAAAAUAAGCCACACACUAACCACAUUGCGACCUUUGUGUGGCUUCAUCGAUUUCAUAACACCCAACAUACAUAUUGAAAAAAACUUUGGUGAUUCUCCUUAUGAAUGUGUGCGCGCAUUCCGUGCGUGACGUGUGUGCGUGUAGAGCGUGUAAGGUCUGUACGUAAGUUUAUAUGUAUUUGUUUGCACGGUUGCGUAUCCAUUUGCGUAUACAGUACGGGUCUAUGCCGGGACGUCUGUGAUAUCUGUAUGCACGAGCAACGAAAAUGUGCGCGCGUGUGUCUGCGACGGUGUUCUUACGCCAAGUCACUUAAAUUUGGAAAUUUUACAAAGGAAUCAUUCCCAGGCUUUUCACCACCACCGGAUCUUGGUUGAUUAAAAAAAAGAAAAAAAUUCUAUUGAGCCGCAACUAGCGGCACUUUGUGGAUUACCUUUGAUGUUUUUACCUUGAAGAGGGUGAAAAGCCUCUAUGAAACGGGUUACCUUUAUUUCAAGGACUACAUUCGGAUUCUAAUCCCGGUAACAACAAAGGAAUAUCAAGUGAAAAGAAAACGAAACACAAAUCACCACAAAGAAGUUCAAUAUCAGUGCAAAGUAAAGCAAUACCAACAUCAAACGAACCAAGCUAGAUUAAAGUCGAUCAAAACAAACCAGAUAUAUUUGACAAAAUUUCUGUAUAAGGAUACUUUACUGUUAGCGGCUUUGAUGUCUUCCCUCAGUGGAUAUUACGGGAUUUUCAGCGCUUAUCCUUAUAUGGAAGCAGACAUAUGCAGAGACUUCGUACUGGAAAUACAUGGGCACUGUAAAGAAAAAAUCACCUGGAUUCGACAUCAAAUACAACAAAUAGAUAUACUUCGGAAUUUCCAUACUCAUUCCGGAAUAAGACUUCAUCCAGUAUAUUUACAAAACACAAACCACACAAUUCCAUGACACGUACUAGAUGCACAAGAGCUCUCUUAAAUCUAAAUUUCUUCCUUCUAAUAUCAAUUCUACUUUAACACCUUAAACUAGGUUCAUAGAAAUUAUUGUGGUUGUUAAUGUUGUAGUUAUAAAUGUUUAUACUCUAUUAUAUUAAUUUUUCUUCGCCCGAUUCCAGAAGGCAACAAUUCAAAUUUCAUCUAAGUAACGUAGUACCAAGUCACUUACAAGUUGCCCUUUCCUCUUGAAAUAAAUAGUCAACGAACGAAGUUACAAACCAUCAAGAUAUCAUCCAUCAAGUUAAGAACAAACCAAUUAGCCUAUGAAUGUUUUGAAACAACCAAGAAGCCUACCAGUCAAGAAAUUAACUAACCAACAAAUCAACCAAUAAACCAACCAAUCAACUAACUAAACUAAUCAAUCAACCAAUCAACCAAUCAACCAAUCAACUAACCAACCAACCAACCAACCAGCCAACCAAGAAAUCCAUCAAUCGACGAACCAAGUUUACCCUUCUACUUACUUAGCUUUCCACCAACCUGCCUACUUACCUACUCUCCCCACUAAUGGCCAGUUUAUCUUAACGCUAUCUCCUUCAUAUAAUCUCCACCAAAAGCUAUCGUAAAACGAAGUACAAAGAAAACUCUAAGCAAAAUUAAUACUACUCUUAUAUCAACUUACCCGCAAUGUCCUCUCCCAUCCCGCCUGGUGAUAGGAAGAAUAGUGCCAUCAGGGUAAGUGCAAUAAGGGCGUUGGUAGCUGAGACUUUGAUAUUAGCGAAAACCCAUGGCUACGCGGAUAAGAUUGAAAAUGAGUUGGAAGAAGAAUUGCGUCGUGACAGUAAGGGGCCCCCAAAAGAAAUUUCGGCGAGAUUACGUCGAAAAGGAGAGAUGUUUUUCCAUAGCCGCUUUGUGAUUUUAACCGUUGUUAUUUUGUGCGUUCUUGACUGCGCCUUGGUCCUGGGAGAACUUAUUUUGGACUUGCACAGUGUUAGAGACACGCUGCAAGAAACAGAAAAACUUAGUGAUUCAUUUAUAAAUAAACUCAGGAACAAAUACCCCACAGACAUGGAAGGCAUGCAGGAGCACUUGAUCUAUGUUUAUGAAAAAGUUCUAGACUCCGUAAUGACGUGGCCCAAGAAUAGCUCGGUGCCCAACACAACCCGUCCAACCCGCUCGCGACGUGCAGCCGACGUCGACCCUAUAAUGGAAAAGUGGAAUGUUCAUGUGCGGUUACCCGGCUCUCAUACGCUCGAGGAAGAGAUAGGGCACGCCUUCCAUUUGGCCAGUAUCUCCAUACUUGCAGUCUUAGUCGCUGGUACGUUAUUAAAAAUGAUAUGUUUCGGCACAAGAUUUUUUAAAGGAAAAUUGGAGGUAUUUGAUGCCGCUAUCCUGAUAGUUUCCUUCAUUGUAGAUCUUAUAUUCGUAAAUGGCCUUCCAAGAUAUAAGAUAGAGGAGUUUGUCUUCAUUCUAGCCUUCCUGUUACCCUGGAGAGUUAUUCGUGUAGUGAACAGUCUUGUAGUAGCUGUCAAAGAUCACGAACACUUUCGCCUCAAACUAGUGUACAGUCGUAAAAAGAAAAUUUUAGCCGUAUUAAAACAAAAAGAAUUAAAAUUAGAUUUAUUCCAAACUCAAAUUGAUAGUUUACGAAAAUUAUGUGUAUCACAUGGAAUAACUGACAGUCAAAUUAACCAGUGCCUCUAUCAAGAAGAACCAAAAGAAUAUGGGAAUAUAAUUUGCGCAGUGGUCAGCCGGCGAAGGUUAUCGGUUGAACCGAAAAGCAGCAAGAAAACUCGCUUGAAGGCGUUCAGCAGUUCCUUAGAUACACCGAAUAGCCGGAAAGCAUCCAAAGAGUCAGUUUCGACAUUGAUUCGGGAAAACCACAAGCCUCAACCCGACGUACAGGUCGGAAUUGAAGAGGACCAGAAGAGCCCGGAUAGUGUGAUUUAUAAUGAUCUUGAGGACAUUGAAAGUAACAGCAGUCAAUCCAGACCAUAAUAUCAGCAAUAUGCUGAUGCCAACGUCUGCUUGUGCGCAAUCAAUAAACACGCUAAACUAGUGAGACUAGUGCAAGCAAUAGAGACUAAAAUAAUAUUCGCCCUGUUCUGCUGAGCACUAGUUAUUACUUUUUAUAUUUUUUUCAU
This is a messenger RNA of Octopus bimaculoides (California two-spot octopus), 5886 nucleotides long. RefSeq lists its product as uncharacterized. The record is from RefSeq and is a predicted model, not a curated record. NCBI's taxonomy places the organism in Eukaryota, Metazoa, Mollusca, Cephalopoda, Octopoda, Octopodidae. Gene Ontology annotation, molecular function: voltage-gated proton channel activity. Gene Ontology annotation, cellular component: plasma membrane. Gene Ontology annotation, biological process: proton transmembrane transport.